GAUGCUAGUGCAUUGAAGGAGCAAAGGGAACGUUGGCAGGGUUUCUUUUCGCUUUCUUUUUGUUGUUGUUGUUGUUUUCUUCAUAUUUUCUGCACACAACAGACACCUCAAGAUGGUGUCCUCACAUUCUUUACCCGAAGGAUUCAAUGACCUGGACGUGUUUGGAUUAGGGACAGCACUGCUUGUGGAGGGACUCAUUGGCUUCAUCUUCAAUGGCCUGACAUUGCUGUCAUUCUAUAAAGUAAAAGAAUUACGGACUCCAAGCAAUUUUUUCGUGUUCUCCCUUGCUGCGUCCGACAUUGGGAUUUGUAUGAACGCAUUCAUUGCUGCAUUCUCCAGCUUUUUGAGAUACUGGCCUUACGGAUCCGAAGGCUGUCAAAUUCAUGGCUUCCAUGGUUUCCUAACGGCACUCUCCAGCAUCAGCACCUGUGCUGUGAUCGCCUGGGACAGAUACCACCAUUACUGCACAAGAACAAAACUUCAGUGGAGUACUGCCAUAACAGUAAUGGUUAUUGUGUGGGGUUGUUCUGCAUUUUGGUCUGCUAUGCCCUUAGUAGGAUGGGGUGAAUACGAUUAUGAACCAUUAAGGACCUGCUGCACACUGGACUAUACAAAGAGAGACCGGAAUUUUGUCUCCUAUGUGCUUCCAAUGGCAUUCUUCAAUUUUGUGGUUCCAGUGUUACUUAUCCUCUCAUCCUACCAGUCAGUGUACCAGAAGUUUAAGAAAACUGGGCAGAUGAAGUUCAAUACAGGUCUUCCAUUGAAAUCUCUCGUGUUUUGCUGGGGUCCUUACUCCAUCAUGUGUCUUUAUGCAGUCUUUGAAGAUAUCACAGUGUUCUCCCCUAAACUGAGAAUGAUUCCAGCUAUCUUGGCUAAAACAUCACCAAUGUUAAAUGCCUUUAUGUAUGCCCUUGGAAAUGAGAAUUACAGAGGAGGAAUUUGGCAGUUUUUAACUGGACAGAAGAUUGAAGUAGUACAACCUGAUAACAAAUCCAAAUAAAUGAUAUUCUUCCAUUAUUUUUACACUGUUUUGUCACGUCCUAGCCCACACUCUUAACCUCAUCAUAUUGUAUGUUUAAAUUUAGAUUACUGUAAAAUAUUUGUGUAACUGGACAUUUUAGUUUGUUCCACAUUGGAAAACCAUACGUCACAUAUGAAGCUAAAAUAAAGAUGAACAAAUCUGAGGAAUCUGAAUAAACUAACUAUCUGUAACAUCUUCAUAAUUUUUCUAUAAUUCAGAAUAUUCAGUCAUAUCCUAUCAAAUCAAUUCAAUAAUAUCCUUAUCUUAAUGUCUGAAGAUCACAAUGUUAACAUGUGUGCUUUCUUCCUUGAUUUAUAUAUUUAGGCAUAAAAAUAUAAAUGUUCUUAGAGUAAAGCUCCUCCUCCCCCAACUCUUCACUCAUAUCAGUGUUUUAAAGAUUUAAAAAUAUUCCUCUGUAUAGUGAAUAUGCAUAGAAUAUAUGUAAUUAAUUUACACUUGUGUAAUGAAAUAAUAGAAUUUAUACUUACAUUUGAUUGCUACAAUAACAUUCACAACCUAUGUGGACAUUGUGUACUUUUUAGUUAGAAACUUGCUAUUUUUUUCAGAGUGUUUUUGAACCAAAGCAACCUGGAGCAUUCAUGAUUGUGACCAGGACUGUGACUCUAAACACUGUGAAGCAUGGUUACUUGAUACAGUGUGCCUUUUAAUACUGAAAUGUUUAGUUUGGUCACUUCAUUGCUGACUGCCUAAAUGUCUUUAUCUAUUAUCAGACUUUUGUGGUUUUACAUCUUCUUUUUGGUAAUUUUGACCUAUUAUCUUGCAGGUUUAAGAAAUUCCUAGCAUGCAUUCUGUUGCAAUAGCACAUAUCACACCUUUCUUUCUGCUGUACUAGUUUGUAAAAAACUUCAAAUAAGAAAUUGAUCUUCUUGGUGUAUUAAACUCUGCUGAAGCAAGAAACACAUUUUGA
Molecule: messenger RNA, 1949 nt
Organism: Polypterus senegalus (gray bichir)
Lineage: Eukaryota; Metazoa; Chordata; Cladistia; Polypteriformes; Polypteridae
Gene: rgra
Product: retinal G protein coupled receptor a
Exons: 7
Coding region: 113-1000 (295 amino acids)
Biological process (GO): phototransduction; visual perception; G protein-coupled receptor signaling pathway
Cellular component (GO): membrane
Molecular function (GO): G protein-coupled receptor activity
Source: RefSeq, a predicted model, not a curated record